This is a messenger RNA of Girardinichthys multiradiatus, 3331 nucleotides long. RefSeq lists its product as uncharacterized. NCBI's taxonomy places the organism in Eukaryota, Metazoa, Chordata, Actinopteri, Cyprinodontiformes, Goodeidae. Bases 104 to 3331 code for a protein of 1075 amino acids. Gene Ontology annotation, biological process: cell-cell junction assembly. The transcript has 7 exons. The record is from RefSeq and is a predicted model, not a curated record.
CUGGAACGCACCGUUAUAUCCCCACAGCGGCGGACGGAGCUCCUCAAAACCGCUGGUUCUUCUUACAGAGCAGUUCCGAAAAAAAGCCCCACAGAGCUGAAACAUGUUUCUACGCUACCUGCUCGUCGUUGUUCUCUCUGGGGUUGUCACCGAAGCUAUAGAAACAACAAUGCAGCCACCUCUUACCACAACUAUUUCCAGUGCUACAGCCACAAGAGCUGUGACAGCUGUGACAUCCUCAGCCCCUUCCCUGGACGCAAUCACUGCAGAGACAGUCAACAGUACUGAGAAGAUCACCACCCUCCUGACCAACCCUCCGACAGCUCCAAUCACUGGGGAUACCACAUGGACAGCGGGCCUGGAGACGAAAAGCUUACCUUCUAGCCAGAUUCCAAAGGAAACUGCUGCUACUACUGCAACUCCUCCGCCCCACAACACACCAUUCUCUCCAACAAGCAAUGCUAUGACUCCAAUUGUUCCGAUAACACCUACAACCAAUGACCAAACUACACAAGUUAUAAACACAAGCAGCAACACAGCUACAGAUGUGCACAUGACAUCAACAAGCGACAAGACGACCACGCAAGUUCCGACUACGGCGAUUAGCGGCAACACAGCUACAGAUGUGCACAUGACAUCAACAAGCGACAAGAUGACCACGCAAGUCCCGACUACGGCGAUUAGCGGCAACGCAGCUACAGAUGUGCACAUGACAUCAACAAACGACAAGACGACCACGCAAGUUCCGACUACGGCGAUUAGCGGCAACACAGCUACAGAUGUGCACAUGACAUCAACAAACGACAAGACGACCACGCAAGUUCCGACUACGGCGAUUAGCGGCAACACAGCUACAGAUGUGCACAUGACAUCAACAAACAACAAGACGACCACGCAAGUUCCGACUACGGCAAUUAGCGGCAACACAGCUACAGAUGUGCACAUGACAUCAACAAACGACAAGACGACCACGCAAGUUCCGACUACGGCAAUUAGCGGCAACACAGCUACAGAUGUGCACAUGACAUCAACAAACGACAAGACGACCACGCAAGUUCCGACUACGGCGAUUAGCGGCAACACAGCUACAGAUGUGCACAUGACAUCAACAAACAACAAGACGACCACGCAAGUUCCGACUACGGCGAUUAGCGGCAACACAGCUACAAAUGUGCACAUGACAUCAACAAACAACAAGACGACCACGCAAGUUCCGACUACGGCGAUUAGUGGCAACACAGCUACAGAUGUGCACAUGACAUCAACAAGCGACAAGACGACCACACAAGUUCCGACUACGGCAAUUAGCGGCAACACAGCUACAGAUGUGCACAUGACAUCAACAAACAACAAGACGACCACGCAAGUUCCGACUACGGCGAUUAGCGGCAACACAGCUACAGAUGUGCACAUGACAUCAACAAACAACAAGACGACCACGCAAGUUCCGACUACGGCGAUUAGCGGCAACACAGCUACAGAUGUGCACAUGACAUCAACAAACAACAAGACGACCACGCAAGUUCCGACUACGGCGAUUAGCGGCAACACAGCUACAGAUGUGCACAUGUCAUCAACAAGCGACAAGACGACCACGCAAGUUCCGACUACGGCGAUUAGCGGCAACACAGCUACAAAUGUGCACAUGACAUCAACAAACAACAAGACGACCACGCAAGUUCUGACUACGGCGAUUAGUGGCAACACAGCUACAGAUGUGCACAUGACAUCAACAAGCGACAAGACGACCACACAAGUUCCGACUACGGCAAUUAGCGGCAACACAGCUACAGAUGUGCACAUGACAUCAACAAACAACAAGACGACCACGCAAGUUCCGACUACGGCGAUUAGCGGCAACACAGCUACAGAUGUGCACAUGACAUCAACAAACGACAAGACGACCACGCAAGUUCCGACUACGGCGAUUAGCGGCAACACAGCUACAGAUGUGCACAUGACAUCAACAAGCGACAAGACGACCACGCAAGUUCCGACUACGGCGAUUAGCGGCAACACAGCUACAGAUGUGCACAUGACAUCAACAAACAACAAGACGACCACGCAAGUUCCGACUACGGCGAUUAGCGGCAACACAGCUACAGAUGUGCACAUGACAUCAACAAGCGACAAGACGACCACGCAAGUUCCGACUACGGCGAUAAGCGGCAACACAGCUACACAAGUUUCAAUUACAGCCACGGGUGACCACACAACUACAAAUGAUCCGACCACACUGACAAGCAACGACACAACUACAAUGGUUCCGAUCACACCGACAAAUAAUGGCAUGACAACAAAUGUGCCAAUUUCAUCAACAGACAACCACACAACUAUGGGUAUGACGAGUACACAAGGCAAUGAUACAGCAAAGCCAACUGAAAACAACUACACCACUUUAAAAGUGUCAACGACACCCAUAACCAACGAAGAAACUACGAGCGCACAUGUCACAAUCACAAACAAUGACACAAUGACAACUAUAAGUUCAGCUACCUCAAAACAAAACAUUACCACACUAACGACCUCUGCUGACACCUCCGAGACUCCUGACUCAACCACCAUCACUGAAAGAACAACACUCACAGUGGGACCCCCAUCCUCUUCACCCACCUCCAGCCCUCCUCCUUCUAGCACCUUCCCAGACAGUAGCAAUACUCCGACUGAAGCUGAAACCACUACUACUACUCUUCUAACAACAAACUCACCACUGAACACCCCUCUGAGCACCAAAACCCCAACCACCACCGGUGGUACCACAGAGAUUGUCACCACUCUUCUAACAACAGGCAGAACCACCACCACCAGCAGCUCCAGCACCGAGGCUCUGCCUCCUGUCAUUGUGUGUCCUUCAGUCCCAUGUCCUGUUCAAAGCGUCUGCCUCAAUGGCACUUGCCAGUGUCUCUCUGGCAACUACUUACAAGAUGGACAUUGUGUUCCUGCACAAGUAUUCCCAUGCAUGCUUCAUUUCAAGUUGAUCACAUUUCAUGAUCAAAUGAGUGACAGAUCCUCCAGGAUCUUUCAGAGUACAGCAGCAAAUAUCUCAGCAGCGCUCAGAAAUGUCCUCAAAAAUGUGUCUGGUUAUCGACAGUCAGAGGUUGCUCAACUCAAACAGGGAAGUGUGAUAGCAAGCGUAAAUAACAUCUUUGAAAACAGCAAUGCCACUCAAGAAUGUGUUGAUAACGUCAUUGAAGGUGCUGUAAGAAACUUCACAGGAGAUUUUGCUGGUGCCACAUACACAGGCAAGAACUGGCUCCAUGCUUUGCCUUUCCUAAAACAAAGACAUGAAGGCUACAUUACUUCAGAUUAUUUUCUUAAAAUUUUCUUUUAA